This is a messenger RNA of Penicillium expansum, 2538 nucleotides long. RefSeq names its product beta-glucosidase. Gene Ontology annotation, biological process: glucan catabolic process. Lineage: Eukaryota; Fungi; Ascomycota; Eurotiomycetes; Eurotiales; Aspergillaceae. Bases 1 to 2538 code for a protein of 845 amino acids. The transcript is spliced from 3 exons. The record is from RefSeq and is a predicted model, not a curated record. Gene Ontology annotation, molecular function: beta-glucosidase activity.
AUGACCAGGCAAUUUACGAAUGAUGCGAAUGUCCAAAAAACAGUCCAUUCGGACUUCGACGUCGAGCAUAUCCUAGCUCUACUGACUGUUGACGAGAAGAUCGCUCUGAUCUCCGGCACCGACCCCUGGCACACUGCACCCAUACGUCGCCUUGGUAUUCCUUCAAUUCGUCUAACCGACGGGCCCAAUGGCGUGAGAGGAACCAGGUUUUUCAACGGCGUUCCUGCGGCCUGCUUCCCAUGCGGAACCGGCCUUGCAGCUACCUGGGACACCAAACUAGUCCAAAAAGGUGGGAAGUUACAAGGAAAAGAGGCCAUUGCCAAAGGAGCAUCUGUUAUAUUGGGGCCCACAACCAAUAUGCAACGAUCUCCAUUGGGCGGCAGAGGUUUCGAGUCUUUUAGUGAAGAUCCAGUUUUGGCUGGGAACAUGAGUGCUGCAACUAUCGCCGGUAUCCAGUCUACGGGGGUAGCGGCUACCCUGAAGCAUUUUGUUUGCAAUGACCAGGAGCAUGAGCGUCAGUCUGUGGAUGCUGUUGUAUCGGAGCAGGCUUUGCGAGAGAUUUAUCUUAUGCCCUUCCAAAUCGCGCAAAGAGACGCAAAGCCUAUGUGUUAUAUGACAUCAUACAACAAAGUCAACGGAACACACGCGAGUGAGAGCAAAGAACUCAUAAAGGGUAUCUUGAGGAAGGAAUGGGGCUUCGAUGGCAUGGUGAUGUCUGAUUGGUUUGGAGUUUAUUCCAUUGCCGAGUCGAUUCAAGCCGGCCUUGACUUGGAGAUGCCAGGGCCCUCUUACAUGCGUGGAAAACUGGUGAAGCAAGCUCUGGGAUGUGGUAGACUGCUACCCUUUGAACUUGACCAAUGUGUAAGAGAGGUGUUGAAGCUUGUGAAGAAAGUUCUCCCUCUUGGGAUUCCGGAAAACGCGGAAGAGUUGACUGCCGAUACUCCUGAGACAUCAUCGUUGCUUCGUUCUCUGGCCUCGUCAAGUCUGGUAUUGCUCAAAAAUGAUCAUGAUAUUUUGCCAUUCAAGAAGAACAGGACCACCGCUGUUAUCGGCCCAAAUGCCAAUUUUGCAGCAUAUUGCGGCGGUGGCUCCGCAGCACUCAAGCCUUAUUAUGCGAUUAGUCCUCUCGAUGGACUAAGAGCUCAAGUCCCAGAUGUCCAAUAUUCUUUGGGAGUUCCGGGUUGGAAGAAAAUGCCUCUUCUGUCUCGGCUAACCAAAGCCAGCAACGGUCUAGAAGGGUUUGAUAUGAAAGUCUAUCUCGAGCCACCGUCGAAAGAGGAUCGGGAAAUAGUUGACUCGCUGUAUGUCAAUACAGGAGACAUUUUCCUCGCAGAUUACAAACACCCCAAAAUCGAAAGCAAUCUGUUCUAUCUAGAGCUUGAGGGCACACUCACACCAGAAGAGACUUCAGACUAUGAGUUCAGUCUUUCGGUAUCGGGAACCGGCAAAGUAUUUGUCGAUGGUCAGUGCGUUGUCGACAACGAAACUGUGCAGACCCCUGGUGAUAGCUUCUUUGGCUCCGGAACAAUCGAAGAAAUUGGAACCAUCAAAUUGGACAAGGGCAAGACCUAUAGAAUCAAAAUCACAUUUGGUACACUGCCAACCAGAACUUUCAACGUUGCAGGAGCCACCUCCUUCGGUGCUGGUGGUCUUCGAGCUGGUGGUGUUCCAACAAUCGAGAUCGAGACCGAAAUCCAAAAGGCAGUCUCAUUAGCCAAGAGCGUUGAUCAGGUUAUCCUCUGCGCCGGACUGAACAACGAUUGGGAAAGCGAGGGUUACGACCGGAGUACCAUGGAUCUACCCCCGGGGACCGACAAGCUCAUCGCUGCAGUGGUAGCGGCAAAUCCCAACACAGCUGUGAUCAUCCAGUCAGGGACCCCCGUGACCAUGCCAUGGCUCAAUGAUGUCUCGUCGUUGGUUCAGGCCUGGUACGGCGGCAACGAGACUGGGAAUGCCAUCGCGGAUGUUGUAUUUGGUGCGGUGAACCCGAGUGGCAAGCUCCCGCUUAGCUUCCCGCGCCGCAAUGAAGAUAACCCGGCGUUUUUGAACUUCCGAAGUGAAAGAGGGAGCACCAAAUACGGUGAAGGUGUCUUUAUCGGCUACCGCUUCUAUGAAAAAUGCAAGAAGGAAGUUGCAUUCCCAUUUGGGCAUGGGCUGAGUUACACCACCUUCAAGUUGAGCUCGAUUUCUCUCCAACAAACCGAGGAGGAGAUUUUGGUCACUGUUGAUGUCCAGAACACUGGAAACAUUGAUGGUGCGGAGGUUGUCCAGGUCUAUGUUUCCCAACAGACUCCGAGUAUCAAUCGACCACUCAAGGAGCUCAAAGGCUUUGAAAAAGUGUUCCUCCGUGCCCAGCAGACUGCAACUGUGACUGUCAAGAUCUUGACAAAAUAUGCUACCAGUUUCUGGGAUGAGCAUAGAAACGCGUGGGUUCAAGAGACUGGCCGUUACAGUGCUCAAGUUGGGACAUCUAGCGCUGAAAAUCCACUAUCAGCCGACUUUGAGGUUGGACAAACUACGUGGUGGAAUGGCCUAUAA